Molecule: messenger RNA, 1154 nt
Organism: Triticum aestivum (bread wheat)
Lineage: Eukaryota; Viridiplantae; Streptophyta; Magnoliopsida; Poales; Poaceae
Product: CCR4-NOT transcription complex subunit 9
Exons: 8
Coding region: 32-868 (278 amino acids)
Biological process (GO): mRNA catabolic process
Cellular component (GO): CCR4-NOT complex
Source: RefSeq, a predicted model, not a curated record
UCCUCCGUCUCCACAUCCUCUAGAUCUAUCUAUGUCCCUGCCUUCAUCUCCUUCUUUGGCGAGAGGCGGCAAAGUUGGCACCGAGGUGGUGCAAGCAUCGGUGGACCAAAAGAUGACAUCGAUGAAGCAUCUCGUGCUCAACCUUGGCGACCCUACGCUACGCGAGAGAUCCCUCGCAGAGCUCUCUCAGGAGGUUCUUCGAAUCUACCCUGCACUUUCACCUCCAACUUUAACGUCGGCUGCAUCAACCCGAGUCUGCAAUGUGAUUGCACUUUUUCAGUGCAUUGCAUCACGCCCUGAGACCAGAAGCCCUUUCAUAGAAGCUGAUAUUCCAUUGUACUUGUACCCAUUCUUGCAUACUGUCGACAAGGCCCAACCUUUUGAGCAGUUGCGGCUCGCCACUUUGGGUGUCAUUGGUGCUCUAGUAAAGGAUGAGAACACUGAAGCUACUGAGUAUGUGCUCCAAUGUGAAACCAUUCCUUUGUGCUUGAACAUCAUGGAGAUGGGCAAUGAGCCUUCAAAAACCGUGUCCACUUUCAUUCUCCUAAAGGUUCUGCUAAGCGAAGUUGGUUUGAAGCAAUGUUGUGACACUCGCGGUCCUUUCUAUGCUAUUGCUUUUGCUUUACAAAAAAGGGUUGACUCACCAGAUGAACGGCCUUCGGCAAGGUUGCUGAAGUGCAUUAUCCGGUGUUACCUUAGGCUAUUUGAUCAUCGUAGGGGUCGUGCGGUGCUUAAAACAAGUCUUCCCGGCGUGCUACGAAAUGGGACAUUCAAUGGCUACCUCAUGGGGGAUCCUUCAGCACAAGAAUGUCUGCAGAAACUGUUGGCUGCCUUUCACCGCUGCAACGGCAACACCAUCGUGCCAUGAACCGCACAACGGCGUUGUAGUUUCCAUUGAGACAAUGAAAAAAAGUCUGUUGUGUUAAUAAGCCUUGGGCAAUCAUCGGUGUUUGGAACAUGUAGAGACUGUAAUAAAUUAUAGGGGAAGGAGGAAGGCCCUAUACAUGAUGAUCCUUCUCUUCCGCCGUAUUUGCGUGUUAAUUAAAUAAAUACUAGCUUCGUCAUUAUGGUUCCAUGUUGGGGAGGUUGUUGUAUAUAUUACCGUUGAAAUUAUGGAACGUGAAUCGAAUUGAGUUGUGAUGGAGAUUGUUGUU